AUGGCAGCACACGACGAUAGCUCCAGCGACAGUGCUACGCCUCCCGUUGUGGACAAAGACCCAGCGUCGCAUAUCGAACAGAUCCAUACCAAUGAAAGAGUGCCGGGACAUCCAGGAUAUUAUGAAAAGGGUGGCCUGCGCACGUAUGGCGACGAUGAAGACCACGAUCAUGAACCUCCUAUGACGUUCAAGAGGGCCUUGAGUCUCGUCGCCAUGGCUUUCCUCUGGACCGGCUCCCAGAUCCCUGUGUAUAUUCUCGGUGGCAUUCCACCCUAUAUCUACGCUGACAUCGGUGGCGUCGAUCGAUGGAUUUGGUUCGUGCUGGCUUACCUCCUCGCUCUGGCCGCCGUUUGUCCUUUCGUCGGGUCAAUCUCAGAUCUCAUCGGCAGACGCUAUGUCGCUCUUGGUGGUUCGACCCUGCUCAUUAUCGCCAUGAUCAUCUGCGGAAGGGCGCAAACCAUGAACGUCUUUAUCAUGGGCAUGGCUUUCUCCGGCGUCGGCGCUGGCAUCUGUGAACUCACUUCUCUGGCCGUCACGUCGGAACUGGCCCCGACCCGUAAGAGAGGCAAAUAUGUUUCCAUCCUGGUGUUUACCAUCAUCCCAUUCUGCCCGUCUGUGCUCUGGGCCCAACUCAUCGCCUCACACGCCGGCUGGCGGUAUUGCACGCUGCUCUGCGGCCUCUGGGCAUGCGUCGGCUUUUGCGGAACCCUCUUCUUUUACUUCCCGCCUCCGCGUCCGAACAGCCGCGGGCUGACCAGGAGGGAAAUCAUUGGCGAAAUCGACUUUGUCGGCGGUGGGCUUUCCAUUGUCGGCAUGAUCCUCUUCCUCGCAGGCCUCCAAUGGGGCGGGUACCAGUACAAAUGGGGGUCGGCGCACGUCCUGGCGCCUCUGAUCAUCGGCGCCGUGUUUCUCUUCAUCCUCUUCCCGAUCUGGGAGAUCAAGUUCGCCAAGUUCCCUAUGUUCCCGUCGCGUAUGAAGCAGGAGGCGCGGAUCCUGACCCUCACGCUGAUCAUCACGGCCAUCUCGGGAGCCAACUUCUUCAGUGUCAUCAUGUUUUGGCCAACGCAGGCGUUCAACGUAUACGGCCACGACCCGGUCGGUGUCGGCGUGCGCGGCAUUCCAAUCGGUUUCAGCAUCCUCACGGGCGCGUGUCUUGUCCUGUGGCUGCUGUCGGUGUUCCGGGGUCACAACCGCGAGCUCAUGAUCCUUUCGUCCGUGCUCAUGACGGCGGGCUGUGGCGCGCUGGCCUGCGGCACCCGCUUCAACCUGCACACACUCUGGGGCCUACUAGUCCUGGGCGGGCUGGGCAUCGGCGGCAUCGUCGUACCCGCCAGUAUCAUGACGACCAUCAUCUGCCCGGACGACAUCAUCGCCACUGUCGCGGCGCUGACGCUCUCGAUCCGCGUCAUCGGCGGGUGCAUCGGGUACACUGUCUACUACAACGUCUUUAUCAACAAGUUUGUCCCCAACGCGACCAAGUACAUUGGCGGCACCAUGGCCCUGGAGCUGGGCAUCACCAACACCACCUACAUCACCGAGGCUAUCGUGCUCACCGGCGCCAGCCUGCUCGAGGGGAUCAAGGAGAUUCCCGGUAUUGCGGGCAACGAGACCGCGUAUGAAAUGGUCGUCCUGGCCGGCCAGAUUGCCUACGCCGAGAGUUACAGGUACGUUUACCUGACCAGUAUCGCUUUCGGUGGCAUCGCCAUACUGUCGAGUAUCUUUUUGGGCAACAUCAACAAGUACAUGGACGACCAUGUUGCCGUCGUCAUGCACUGA
Molecule: messenger RNA, 1776 nt
Organism: Exophiala spinifera
Lineage: Eukaryota; Fungi; Ascomycota; Eurotiomycetes; Chaetothyriales; Herpotrichiellaceae
Exons: 3
Coding region: 1-1776 (591 amino acids)
Biological process (GO): transmembrane transport
Molecular function (GO): transmembrane transporter activity
Source: RefSeq, a predicted model, not a curated record